UUUUUUUGGAAAUAUAAUUGUUUUUCUAAUUAGACUACACAAAAAAAUUCAUAUACAACAUGGGAACCGUUCGUCAAAGAAAAGCCACUAAAAAUACCAACAAGAAUACGAGACGUGUUGCCGAUAGACAUAGAAAGAGAAUUACUAUUCAUGGUAAUUCCAUUAUCAAGGCCAACUGGAAUAAAAAGUUGACUUUAAGACAAAAUUACGAGAAGCUUGGUUUGUUGACUUCUUUAAAUGGACAAACGGGUGGUAAAGAAAAGAACCGACCUGACGAAAAGAUUGAAUCAACAGAGGGAGACAACGAGCCCAAAGAACUUAAAGAAUUAACAGAAGCUGAUAUUGAAGAGAUCAAAAAGACAUUGGGACCUGGAGAAGGUAUGAUCCAACGUGAUGAUGAGGGUAAUAUUGUUCGAGUGAUCUAUGGUGAGGAGAGAUCUCACAAUGAUAUUUUGGAUGCUGAGGUUGCACCUGUUGAAGCAAAGACAGAUGUGGUUAGAGCUUUGGAGGAACAAGCUGCUAACGGUAUUCAGCAUGAAAAGUAUCACUCUGAAUUCGAAUUGGAUUGGAUUCAAAAGUUACUCAAGAAGCACGGUGAAGAUUACAAGGCCAUGUUCUGGGACAAGGAUCUUAAUGUAUACCAAUUAACAGCUGCCCAGUUAAAGAAGAAGUGCUCCAAAUAUAUUUAGAUUUUUCUUUUUUCAUUUCUUACUCAUACAAACAAUAAAAAAAAAAAGAUAAAUG
Molecule: messenger RNA, 744 nt
Organism: Mucor mucedo
Lineage: Eukaryota; Fungi; Mucoromycota; Mucoromycetes; Mucorales; Mucoraceae
Product: ribosome biogenesis protein Nop16
Exons: 3
Coding region: 60-689 (209 amino acids)
Biological process (GO): ribosomal large subunit biogenesis
Cellular component (GO): nucleolus
Source: RefSeq, a predicted model, not a curated record